Messenger RNA from Wyeomyia smithii (pitcher-plant mosquito), 4014 nucleotides. RefSeq names its product pre-mRNA-processing factor 39 (gene Prp39). Gene Ontology annotation, biological process: mRNA 5'-splice site recognition; RNA processing. Gene Ontology annotation, cellular component: commitment complex; U2-type prespliceosome; U1 snRNP. The transcript has 8 exons. The coding region runs from base 54 to 3518 and encodes 1154 amino acids. Gene Ontology annotation, molecular function: protein binding. The record is from RefSeq and is a predicted model, not a curated record. Lineage: Eukaryota; Metazoa; Arthropoda; Insecta; Diptera; Culicidae.
ACGACGUUGUCGACGACGACGAACGAGAAGCGCAAGAUGAAAAGCAAAAAAAGAUGGCCAGCGUAAGUGACGAGGACGUUGCCGUUCCGGAGGAAACAGGGCGUCGAUCGACGCGUUCCCGACGAGGUAAGACACCACAGCCGGCCGUGGUUGCCCCCACCCCGACCCGAUCGUCUCGGCGCACUAAGAAGACGGAGGUUUUACCGGAGGUGGAAGAACCGGUGCAGCAGCGAACGGUCGCUGAAGAGAUGGAUUCCGAUGAGCCGGACACUAAACAAGUUAUGGAACAGCUUCAAGGGUUGAUUGUUCCGGUACUGGAAGGCGAGCAACACAAACUGACCGAAGAGACUACUUCAACCAAUCUAUUCGAGCAAUUUCAAGACGCGGAUGCCACUGCCGUAAGAGAAGAACCAGAGGCAGCUGUUGUUGCGGAGGAAAACGUAUUCAUAGCCGAUUUAGCAGUCGAGGAAAACGCCAACAGUUUACCCGAGUCACAAAACGAGCCGGAAGCGAUAAAUGAACCGGCUGAAGUGGAAGCUGAAGUCGAACUGAAUGGAGACCGGACGGACGAUGUCACCGGUAGCAGUGAUCACGCUUUGGCGGAAAGCUUAGCAAACGGUUUCACCGAAGAGGAUUCCAAAAAUACUGAUCUAGACGCGGAGAUGGUGUCCGAAGAUGAAUUACCUCCACCGGCACAGACUCAGGUUCAAGACGCCGAGGAGGUAUCGGACGAUGAAUUGCCUGGACCUCGGCUUGCCGAGCUACCACCCGACGCGGAGGUAGUAUCGGAAGAUGAAUUACCACACUCAUCAGAGAAACUGGUUCCAGAGCUGCCCACGGACACAGACAACGUGUCCGAUGAGGAGUUGCCGGCGGCCAAAAAGGCAGAACUCCCAGCCGAUACUGACAACGUAUCCGACGAAGAAUUGCCGGAAGCCAAGAAGGCCGACCUGCCGGCUGACACGGACAAUGUGUCAGACGAAGAGUUGCCAGCUGCAAAGAAAGCUGAACUCCCGGCUGAUACCGAUAAUGUAUCGGAUGACGAGCUGCCCGCAGCGAAAAAAGCCGAACUCCCAGAAGACACCGAUAACGUUUCCGACGAAGAACUCCCAGAAGCGAAGAAGGUCGAUGCUGUCGCCGAUGACAAGCCUCCCAAGGCGAAAAAGAUAAGGCUUUCGAAGGAAGGACCCAAAGCAAGCACAGCUUCAGAACCAGCAAACAAACCGGCAACAGAUGCGGCUCCCGAAAGUGAACCCGCCCCGAAACCGAAAGAAAGUGACAAAGAGAAAAAAGAAUCAACAAAGCGAAAGUUAGAGAAAGAAGAAACUGCAGCGGAAAAAACAGUCGAAGCCCCAGAGAAGAAAACCAAAGUGGAAAUUCCUGCAGCAGAGCCGGAAAAGAAAAAACUGCCAGAUUUAGACAAGUACUGGAAGGCUGUCAAUGACGAUUCAUCCGAUUUCACCGCCUGGACAUAUUUGCUGCAAUAUGUAGACCAAGAGAACGACAUCGAGGCAGCCCGCGAGGCCUACGAUGCCUUCCUGGCGCACUAUCCGUAUUGCUACGGGUACUGGCGCAAGUACGCCGACUACGAGAAGCGCAAGGGCAGCAAGCGCAAAUGCGAGGAGGUAUUCGAGCGUGGCCUGAAGGCGAUCCCACUGUCCGUUGAUCUGUGGAUUCACUAUCUGACCCACGUGAAGACGAAUCAGGCGGAUGAUGAGGUAUUGAUUCGGUCGCAGUUCGAGCGGGCGCUAGUUGCUUGCGGCUUGGAGUUUCGCUCCGACAAACUGUGGGAAGCGUACAUCAAGUGGGAAGGCGAAGGCAAACGAACGGACAGGGUAGUGGCGCUUCACGAUCGGCUGUUGGCCACACCCACCCAAGGAUAUGCAAAUCAUUUCGAUCAUUUCAAAGAAGUGGUUAACACCCACCCGGUGCACACCCUGGUCAGCAAAGAGGAGUUCCUUGAGCUGCGCGCCUACGUUCGGGAAUCGGCCCGAAAGCGCAAGGAAGAGAAAGAAAAGAAACGGGCUGGAUCGCACGAUAAAGACAAGGAACGCAAAGCGGACAAGCACGACGAUCACAAGUCAUCGUCCAAAACGAAAGACAAAACGACAACGUCGUCGUCCGACAAACGAGACAAAAGUCAGGAACCGGAGCUGAAAGAGGAUCCGUCGUCGGAUGCGGCUGACGCUAAACCCAAGAGUGCCGAAGAGCCAACGAAGGAGGAUGAGAAAGAGAACAAAGAACCACCGGCGGAGGAAAAGACCGAGGAAAAAAUGGAAACCGAUCCGGAGGAGGAAAAGGAAGCGGACGAUCACGUCAACAGCCCGGAGGAAGCGGAAUCCAUUAAGGAUAAAAUUAUUUCCAGAAGGAAGAAGAUCCACAAGGCGACAGUCGCUGCCGUGACCGCCCGAUGGACCUAUGAAGAAGGUAUUAAAAGGCCAUAUUUCCACGUGAAACCACUCGAGCGGUGCCAGCUGAAGAACUGGAAAGAGUAUCUUGAUUUCGAAAUCGACCAGGGAGACGAGAAGCGGAUUCUAGUGCUGUUCGAGCGUUGCUUGAUUGCGUGCGCCUUGUACGAUGAUUUUUGGCUUAAGCUGAUUCGCUAUUUGGACAACCGUUCGGACGAAGCGGAGAUGGUUCCACGGAUUCGAGAUGCGUACGAACGCGCCUGCACCAUCCAUCAUCCGGACAAGCCGAGUUUGCACAUGAUGUGGUCCGCCUUCGAGGAGACGCAAGGUAAUCUGCACAAGGCUGCCGAAAUUCUGGCCAACCUGGAGAAGGUAUGCCCGAAUCUGAUGCAAGUCGGCUACCGGCGGAUUAAUCUGGAGCGUCGUCGAGGAGAUUACGAAAAAUGUGUUAAACUUUAUCAGGAUUAUCUCGCACAGGCGAAAAAUCGAACCAUCGCUGGCAAUGUGGUUAUCAAGUAUGCCCGGUUUCUUAACAAGAUCAGAAAAGACAUGAAUGGGGCUCAUGAGGCGCUGCGUGCUUAUCUGGAGAAGGAUUCCUCAAAUACGCGAGUUGCCCUGCAGCUGAUCGAUUUGUGUCUACAGCGGGAAAACGUCGACGAAAAGGAAGUGCUGGAAAUCAUGGAUCACUUUAUGUCACGCGACGGUAUCGAACCGGAUCAGAAGGUAUUGUUCGCGCAGCGAAAGGUCGAGUUCCUGGAAGAUUUCGGCAGCACCGCCAAGGGUCUACAGGAUGCACAGAAAUCGCUGCAGCUGAUCAUGGCCAAAGCAAAUGAGGCCAAGAAAAAGAGAGAGCAAUCGCCACCGAAGAAAACCUCUGCGAAGGAACCCGCCUCGACGACGGCAGUGGCCGGUACCAGCUCGACACCCAGCUAUGCAGCGGGAAGCUACAGCUACGCAAAUCCCUCCUACUACGGAACGACCGCCACACAGUCCAGUCAGUACCAGUACGGGGACAGUUCUUCGUACGGUUACAGCACCUGGAAUCAACAAUAUUCCCAAUCCGGCUACGGUGGGUACAGCCAAUGGAGUGGAUACGGAAGUUAUUACUAAACCCUACCCAGGUACCGUUAGUCGUACUUUUAGUCUCUUUUUUCCGCUGGCUACCGCUUCUGGGUUCUAUAGCACUUUAAUACACACAAACUAUAAUUUUGUUUUAUAGUAGGAUUAAAACCUUUAACUUUAUCUACUGGCUGGCUCCUUCUCGAAGAGAAGCCACAUUUGAUUGACUUAUCGUAAUAGUAGAAAGGGACUUAUAAUUCCGCCGCUCGCUUACACGCGGCAUCAUAUUCUGUUUUAAAUUCGGAGGUUAAUUUUAAAGCACACGGACACACAUGCAAAACUUGAAAAUAAAAAUUUAACAAAAAACACCGCAGCUUUCACACGGCUGACCAAGUAAUUUUGCUCAUGUUUUCAUUUGUUUUGUUUUUCGCCCUCGUCCUGCGGGUACGGAGAAGCCCAAAUACGUGUUGUAGCAACAUAACGCACGAUAAAUAUUUUUAGAAAGUGGGAACAUCUAAUAAAAGCUGAUAUUGUGUAUCGAUGAUAA